GGGCGCCCGCGCUCCGCCCCGGGCCGCGGCGCUGGUUGCUGGGGAGCCGCCGGCGCGGCGCGGCGCGGGGCGAUGCUGCGGGCCAAGAUCCUGUUCGUGGGCCCGAGCGAGGCCGGGAAGAGCGUCCUGGCCAACUUCGUGUCGGAGAGCGCCGAGGGCGUGGGCGGCCACGUGCCCACGCAGGGGCUCAGGAUCCUGGAGCUGGAGCAGCCGGACCUGAGCGGCGGGAAGGGCGCGGGCUGCCGCCUGGAGCUGUGGGACUGCGGCGGCGACCCCAAGUUUGAAUCGUGCUGGCCAGCUCUGAUGAAAGAUGCCCAUGGUGUUGUAAUCGUUUUCAACCCGGACCUGCCCAGUCACCUUAAGGAAAUUGAAACCUGGUACUCCUGCUUUGUGCAGCAGCAGCAGUUACUAGACAGCCAGUGUCUCCUGGUUGCACAUCACAAGCCUGGCAGUGCUGUGGAUUCAGAAGGUCCCUUCUUAGCUGGACCUCUGAACAAACUGAAAUUAAUACAGUCCAGCCUGGAAGAAGACCCUGAAGACGUUCGGAUGGAAUUUAUGAAAUACUUCAAAAGCAUUGUCAACUUGCUAAAUGAAAGCAGAGAUAGGGAAGAGAUGUCAAUUAUCACGUAAUGCUGAAAGAAAGAAUGAAGAGAGAGAGCGAGCGAGUACUGUUUUGCAGUUUGAGAUCUGUCCUAGCCAAGAAAUAACUCUAGAACUUAUCUUGUUAAGGAGAGUUUGCCAGUGGAUAAACACUAUAAGAAUAGUUUGUGAGUGAUUUGUGAAUGCAAGUAACUUUAGCUGUCCCCUGACCAGGUGUGUUCUUGGAUAAAGUUCAAGAAGGUAUCUUCUAAUAUGUUUAUAUGGACUCAGCUAAUUUAAUUAUAUAUUUAGUUUGUGAAGACAUUAAGGAAUUGGCUAGUUCUUAAUUGACUCGCCUAAAAAUGUUCUCAUCCUUUUCCAGAAAAAGCUAAAUGAAUGGGCCAGGCAGAACAAGUUUUAGGAAUCUGUGUUUAAGCACUUGGGUAAUGUGUCUAUGGCAACUGUGCUCUUACUUGGAGAAAAUAUGCUUUUGGAUGUCACUAGUUGGAACUGAGACGUGAGCCUUAAGUCUCUGGUGAAAUCUAUGUUUUAAUGUCCCCAAAUUUCCUCACCUCUCUGUCCAGGAUCUGAAGAGCAUAUCAUUUUACAGGCUUGUGUUCUGGCAGGAUAGAAUAAACUGCAACCUUUAUUCUGACAAGCCCUUCCAUCCACUGCAACAAAACUCCCAUAUUUACUCAAUUAGCAGCAAUGUGGAGCCGGCACUGCUUUUCCGGCCCUGUAGCAGUAGUGGCAGGGAUCUGCUGCUGCUGCUCUGGGGCCAGGCUAGAAUAGCAGUGCCAGCUCCACGCUGCUGGCAUGGGGCAGGCUGGAGCCAUGCUCCAUGCCCUGGGCUGCAGCAGGGACAGAAGCUGGUUCAGAGCAAAGAUCAGGGUGGAGGGCUGAGGGGCAGGCAGGGGAGAGAGGCUUCAGGAGGGGGAGAGGUUGGAGGAAGUGGGGCGGGGACCUGAGGCUAUGGGUGACAGAAAUGGUGUGCAGGGGGAAACGGGGAAAGUGGGAAUUGGGGCAACCUGAGGCUGUGGCAGAGGGACCUGGUAUGGGGGAUGGGCAGCAGAGGAUAAGCUGCCUGCCUCCCUCACUGUCUGUUCCCUACCACCUGCCCCACUACUGCCCCCUCAUCACUUCUCCCCCACCACCUGUAGUAGUGGGGAGGGAGAAAUUGAAGAUGAUCCUCCAAUAAUUAGAUUCCACACAUGGAAAAUUAUAAUAAACUUACACAUUUUCUGUAUGUAAAAUCUAAUUAUGGGGGGGAGGGGGAGGAUCUUGUAUUUGAGUAAAUAUGGUAGUCUUGUUGGUGACAAUGCUUAUGUCCUUCUCUGGGAGGGAAAAUUUUUGAAUCCCAUUCUAGUUAGAUUAUUUUGCCCUAACAGAGACUGAAAGGGAAAAUGUUUUGCAUUCUCUGAAUGAGGGAAAGAUGUUUUUAAAAUGUAUUUUCUUGUUCUCUGCUGCAUUAAAAUUAUUGGUUUCUUAGGGAA
Alligator mississippiensis (American alligator) is the source of this 2072-nucleotide messenger RNA. Its product is annotated as intraflagellar transport protein 22 homolog. Gene Ontology annotation, biological process: intracellular protein transport. The transcript is spliced from 5 exons. The coding region runs from base 73 to 630 and encodes 185 amino acids. The record is from RefSeq and is a predicted model, not a curated record. Gene Ontology annotation, molecular function: GTPase activity. Lineage: Eukaryota; Metazoa; Chordata; Crocodylia; Alligatoridae. Gene Ontology annotation, cellular component: endomembrane system.